Messenger RNA from Cuscuta epithymum, 1587 nucleotides. NCBI's taxonomy places the organism in Eukaryota, Viridiplantae, Streptophyta, Magnoliopsida, Solanales, Convolvulaceae. The record is from the annotation of a GenBank genome assembly.
AGUUGACAUUAGCACGGCGAUCAGCGUCCCAGAUGGGCGAUGCGGGCGUGAAUGGUUAUAUGGCGGGAGGAUUGGCGCUGAAGCAGCCUCCGCCGCCGCCAUCUGAUGCGGCGGAUGCGCCUUUUGUGGGGGCGAAAAUAUCGGUGUGGUGGGACAUAGAGAACUGCCAUGUGCCCAGGGACUCCGAUCCGCAUGCAAUCGCGCAGAACAUAAGCUCUGCGCUGGCGAAGUUGAACUACUGCGGGCCCAUCUCCAUAUCCGCCUACGGGGAUACUACCAAUAUUUCGCCUUUGGUUCAGCAGGCCCUUAAUAGCACAUGAGUCGCCCUCAACCAUGUCCCCGCAGGUGUCAAAGAUGCUAGUGACAAGAAGAUAUUGGUCGACAUGUUGUUCUGGGCCGAUGACAACCCAGCACCUGCUACUUAUUUAUUGAUAUCUGGUGAUCGAGAUUUCUCUAAUGCCCUCCACCAGCUUAGAAUGCGUAGGUACACCAUUCUUUUAGCCCAACCUAAAAAAGCAUCUGCAGCACUUGUUGCUGCAGCAAAGACUGUAUGGCUCUGGACUAGCCUCUUAACUGGGGGCCUCCCUCUUAGUCAUACUACUGAACCGAAACCAUUCACAAAUAUCAGUAAUGGCCUCAUGACUAACAGUGACACAUCAGCAAUGUCGGCCAGCAAACCCAGCCAGUCUGUUGGUGUAGUCCAUGAAAGUAACCUUCAACAAGGACAUGGGUCUCCUGCUCAUGCACCCAAAGUGUGGCGGCUAAAUAAGGCGAAGGAGUUGAUGAGCGAAAAGAACCAAAUGAAGGGUGUGAAAAGGAAGGGGAGCAGUCAGUCUGUUGGUAUUGUCUAUCAAAGUAACCAUCAACAAGGACAGGGGCCUGCUGCUCACAAUUCAAGAAAUCAUUUUAGUGGUGAUAAUUCACCACCUAAUCCUCAUGCACCCAAAAGUAUGGUAUGGCGGCUAAGUAAGGAGAAGGAGUUGAUGAGUGAAAAAAACCAAAAGAAGGGUGUGAAAAGGAAGGGGAACAGUCCAAGCAAACAACCUAGUAAGAAAACUUGCUGUGCAGCAAAUAAGACGGGACCUGGGCACACACAUAGUAAGGGUUGCUCUAACCGAAAUACUAAAUGUGCCAACUGUAAGAAGAACCAUUUUGGUAAGUGUAAUAAAGCACCAAUGUGUUUCCAUUGUGGAGAUUCAAGGCAUCUACUAAAGGAUUGUCAUCUGACAGGUGGCAAAGCCUUUAACAGAGGUAACCAUCAUAAUAAGGGUGGUAAGCUUGGAACCUUUACACCCAGCGUUGUGACUCACAUGAUAAGUGGAGUAUCCUGUCCAGAUAUUACUGCUAGCCAGGUCGUGGCUGGUGGAAACUGCCAGGAUGUUAAUAUACCUGGAGCACGGACACCGAGUGUCUGCUAUAUGGCGAAUGAAGUAGCCAACCCACAGGUUUGCGCUACUGAGGGAAUGGGUGGUGGAAACCACCAGGAUAUUGGUAUCUCCGGAGCUCCAACGCUGAGCGUUGUCACUCAUAAGAGGAGUGAAGUAGUGACUCCUGAUGUUUCUGCUAGUGAGGUAAUGGGUCCUGGAC